GGCAAGUGAAUUCAACUACCCUGACUUUACAAAUUGUUCGAGAACAAGGAUUUGUCGGAGAGAUUGCAGUUCAGCUGAGCACCAUGCCUAACUUUGAACUCCCCCUCUCCAACCAAGCAACAGAGAAUGAGGAUUAUAUACUGGAAAAGAAGACGAUCAUUAUGGCAGAGAACACAACAAUAACUUCUGUCGUAGUCACUAUUUUGCCUGACAAUGUUCCAGAAUUACAAGAAGGAUUUAUAAUCAAUAUUACUGAUGUGCAAUUGGUCGAUUCUUCUACUGGAGGUCAGCCAAGUGUGAAAAGGCUUGGGUUAGAAAUAGCUGAAAUAACAAUUGAAGAAAAUGAUGAUGCCAGAGGAAUAUUUACUUUCAGUGUUACAAGGGAUAUGACUGGAGCUGUUGCUGGUUAUGAGGUACCACCACCACAGAAUAUACUGAAACUUCCAGUUGUCCGACAGGAUGGGAAGUUUGGAUCAGCAACUCUGUAUUGGGAAGCCAUUCAUUCAACUGCUAGCUUUGAAGACUUCACACCAUCAUUUGGAAACCUUACAUUUUCAGAUGGGCAGGCUACAGGAGAAAUAGAAAUUACAAUCAUAGAUGACAAUGAAGUUGAAUUGCUUGAGAUAUUCAGGGUUGCCCUGGUGAGGGUAACAGGUGGUGCAAGGCUUGGGGACGACAUCCUGGUAACUGUCGCUAUUCCACCAAAUGAUUCCCCCGUUGGAGUAUUCGGGUUUGAAGAAAAGAAUGUGACAGUGAAGGAACCUCAGACACCUGAUGACCCUGCUGCAGUGGUGUUGCUCACUGUAAAUCGAAGUCAAGGAGGACGAGGAGCAGUUAAUGUGUUAUGGAUUCUUGAGGAAGCAGCCAGACAUGAUCUGACCCCUCUGAAUGGUACCCUUUACUUCAAUGAGACUGAAUCCCAGAAGCUGGUUGUUUUACAUGCAGUACAAGAUGGUCUGCUGGAGGGGAAGGAAACAUUUACCAUCCGGCUAGUCUCUACUGGUGAUGCAGAGAUAUCCCCCGUAAAUGGUGUGGCAACCAUCAUUAUUUUGGGCGAUGAAGGAGCUUCUGGGAUGGUUGGGAUAGCCCAUUCUUCCAAGCAGGUUCUGAUUGGAGAACCUUCCGGAAACUAUAACGGAACUGCUGUUAUUAGCCUGAUACGCGGCCCAGGGAUUUUUGGUGAGGUCAUAAUAAAUUGGAAUAUAGCACCUCCUCAUCACACAGAAUUUGUUGAGACAUCAGGGACGUUGACAAUGCAAGAUCAGCAGUCUGCAGCAGUUGUUCUAAUACAGGCUGUAGAUGACAACCGUCCUGAGGAGAAGCGUUACUACCAGUUUCAACUAACUGGAAUCAGUGACGGAGGACUCAUAAAUGAAUCCAGCAGCACAGCAAAUAUUACCAUGGCUGCCAGUGAUUUUCCGUAUGGAGAGUUUGCAUUUUCACGGGAACUAUUGCAAACAACAGAAGAAGAAAAAUGGGUUAACAUCACUGUUGUGCGUUCCAGGGGAUCCUAUGGCAAAGUGCGUCUUUGCUUUCAGAUAAUAAAUGGGACUGCAGAGGAGGGAAUUGAUUUCACUCCCACAGUAAGGGAAUUGUUGUUUGAACCACAUGAGGAGAGUAAAAUGAUUUUGAUUGAAAUUUAUGAUGAUGACUUUCCUGAAGGUCCUGAAGACUUUUCAGUGAUGAUUACCAAAGUGGAAUUCCAAGGGAGUGGAUUUGAUUUUACUGUAAAAGAAAAUAGUCUGCAAAUGGAUCAACCUCCAAUAAUAGGAAAUAUCUCCAUGGUACGAAUCACUAUAGCAAAAAGUGAUAAUGCAGAAGGCAUCAUAGAAUUUGAUCCACAAUAUAUCCUUCUGCAGGUGGAGGAGGAUGCUGGAUUAAUCAUGAUUCCUGUUGUGAGAAAGCGUGGAACUUACGGCUAUGUAACAGCUGAUUUUCUUUCUCGAAGUAUUUCUGCACUUCCCAAUGGUGUUGACUAUGUCAUCCACAACACUUCUGUCAUUUUUUAUCAUGGCCAGAACCAGACUUUUAUUUAUAUCUCUAUUACAGAUGAUGAAGAAAGUGAAUUUGCAGAGCAAUUUGAAAUCCAGCUGACAGGAGCCACUGGUGGAGCAGUCCUUGGGCUCCACCUAGUGAGCCAGGUUACUAUUGCUAAAAGUGACUCCCCUCAGGGCAUCGUCCGAUUUCUCAACCAAAGUCAAAUUAUUCUUCCCAAUCCCGAUACACCCACGGCAGUGUCCCUGGUGCUGGAAAGGACUGGAAGAUUGUUAGGGGAGACACAGAUUAGUUGGGCUGUCUUGGGACCCAAUUCAGAAGAGGUUUUAGCUCCCCUGAAUAGUGACAUUGAUGACCCUGUGAAUGGAUCAUUCUAUUUUGGAGAAGGAGAAGGAGGUCUGAGAGCUAUUAAUCUACAAAUCUAUCCUCAUGAAGAAGCUGAAGUUCAGGAGAUCUUCAUUAUUAGACUGAGCCUUGUGAAAGGUGAAACAGAAAUAGAUCCUAAUGCAAACAGUGUCAUGCUAAUAAUAGAAAAGUUUGGUGAUCCCAAUGGAAUUGUACAGUUUGCUCCUGAAUCAUUAACUGAGACUAACUAUACAGAACCCUCAGCAAGGGAAGGGCCACAAAAUAUUACACUGUUUGUCAGACGAAUUCAGGGCACUCUGGGAAACAUAACGGUUUACUGGCAAAUACGUAGUGAAUCUGACAUCACAGGUGACUUUCUCAGGACAGAGGGAUCUGUUGUCAUUGCCGACCAGCAGAGUACAGCUGAGAUAAUUAUCUACCUCUUACCUGAUGAUGUUCCAGAACUGGACGAAAACUACGUGGUGCAGCUGAUUUCAGUAGAAGGUGGAGCAGAUUUAGACCAAGAGAAAAGAAUUUCAAAGUUCAAUGUUUUUGCAAAUGAUGGUCCCUAUGGAGUGUUUGCCCUGUACUCCGACCAGCAGUCAGUAUUAGUAGAGAGAAACCUGGAACGAUAUGUUCAGAUUAAUGUAACUCGGCAUGCUGGGGCCUUUGGAGAAGUGAUUGUUGAGUACCAGAUCAUGUCUCAUCAUGAAGAAGUACUGAUUGAACCUGAGGAUGAGGUGGGAUACCUCACAGUAAAAGACGGUGCCAGCUUUGGAGUGAAAAGGGUGCCAAUAAGCAACCAGGCAUGUCUUUUGCUGGGCUUGAAUUUUACUCUGGAACUGACUAAUGUAAGCCUGGUUGGAGGAAGUGCCAAAGAUGUGCCUAAAAUAUUAGCAAAAGCGAAGUCAGCUGUUCUCCCUAUUCCGGAGGAAGCUGCCAAUUCACAGGUUGGCUUUGAAUCUGUGGUUUUACGACUUACAGACAUUGUAGCAGGGACAGGUCAGGCUGUUGUAACCAGAAAAGGAGUUUAUGGCUCUGUAACAGUUAGCUGGAUUUCAGGAUACUCACCAGACCUAAAAACUGACUUUGCUCAGCCAGGCAAUCUUACUCCUCCGUUUGGUACUGUUGUAUUUUCUUCUGGUGAGCAGAGUAAAGUAAUUUCAUUUCAGGUUACGCCAAGCCUAAAUAAACCUGAGUCAUUUGCCAUCACUUUGACAGCAGUGCACAGCAAUGUGUCUGGUGGGGCUCGCCUGAGAUCAGGAUUUACAGUAACUGAAAUUGAGCCAAUGGGGAUUUUCCAGUUUGCUCUUAACUCAAGAUCUGUUUCAGUUGAAGAAGAUGUUCAGGCAGUCACACUACAUGUCCAAAGAUUGUUUGGUUUUCAAAGUAAUUUCACUAAACUGACAUAUCAGACCAUUCCAGGAAGUGCCAAACCACUAGAGGACUUCAUACCCAUCUAUAACGGAGAGCUGAUUUUUUCACGUUUUCAGACGAAUGCUGUGAUAGAAAUAUCAAUAAUUGAUGACACCAUGUCUGAAAUGGAGGAAUUUUUUUUUGUAAAUUUGACUGCUGUGGAAAUUUUGGAUCUUCAACCUGUGAAUCUUGCCUGGAGUCCAUGUUUGAAUCCAACUUUCAGUGUUGCAACAGUUAAUAUCCUGGCUAAUGAUAUUCUUCAUGGAAUACUAAGUUUGGGGCCAGAGGUUAUUUAUGUUGAAGAAGAUGCAAACAGCAGUACCCCCAACACAGUGGUACUUCAUAUCAGAAGGACCAAGGGUUUUACUGGUGAUGUUGGAGUAACCGUUAAAACUUUUGGGGGAUUGAAUGCACAGAGUGGAGUAGAUUCAUAUCCUUUUGGAAAUGUUUAUGGAAAAUCAAACUUCAUAUGGGCAAUGGAGGGAGAAGAUUUUGAGGAGCAGUCAGUCUCUCUGACUCUGCUGGAUGGAGAAAGGGAAAGCAAGGUGUCCAUAAAAAUUUUUGAUGAUGAUGAGCCUGAAGGACGGGAAUUCUUUUAUGUUUUCCUCUCAAAUCCUGAAUGUGGAGCUCAGAUUGUGGAAGGAAAGGAUGAAUAUGGAUUUGCUGCUUUUGCAACAGUAAUUAUUGCAGGAAGUGAUCUCCCGAAUGGCAUUUUGGGAUUUGUUCAAGAAGUACAAAGCGGUCUCAUACUUGAUGAAGACUCAGAAAAUAGAGAGGUGCUGCUGAUUGUCACAAGGCAACCAAACAGGGCUUUUGAAGAUGUGAAGAUCUUUUGGCGUGUAACCUUUAAUAAAACAGCUGUUGUCCUUCUGAAAGAUGGCAUGAACUUGGAGAACGAACUUGUAUCUGUGCUGGGAGACACUACCUGCAUGGCAGGUCAAACCAUGUGCAACAUCUCCAUUGAAAUAAAACCUGAUAAUGUACCUGAAUUUGAAACAUGUUUUUUUGUUGAGCUGUAUGCUGUAAGCACAGGAGCUGCAUUGAACAGCAGUGCCAGAUUUGCUGUUAUAACAGUCCUUGAAAGUGAUGCUCCUCGUGGUUUAGUAUAUUUUGCUGUGGGAUCUCGUUUUGCUGUGGCUCAUAAGAAGAUAACUUCAAUCAGUCUGCAAGUGCUUAGAGAUUCUAGUGCAUCAGUAACCACAAUGGUUAGUUACAGAAUGCAGGAGCUACAAAAACCUGAACCUAUGGGUCGGAUCUUUAUGUCUCCAGCUGUGGCAGGACAAGAUUUUGCCAGAUCUGAAGGUUUAUUGACUUUUGAACCUGGACAGAGAAAUAUGUUUCUGGAUGUGACCCUCACUCCAAAGACAGGAUCUUUAAACCCAUUUCCUAAAGGUUUCCAGGUUGUACUUUCCAAUCCCACGGGCGGUGCCAGAGUGGAUGACGUGUAUGGUAUCGCUAACGUCACCAUUGUCUCAGAUUUGGACUCCUUGCCAGUUUGGGGGCUGAUUGAUCAACUGUAUCAGCCUCCUGAUGACACCAUUUUACACAGAGUCCUCCAGAAUCUGAAUGUCAAAGUGGCUACAGAGACUACAGAAGAGCAGCUUACUGCUGUGAUGUAUAUAAUUGAUAAGGUAACAGAUGUAGGUGAAAAACAGUUACUCACUGAAAAAAGUAGAAGUCUUUUCUAUGAGAUACUCUGUGCUCUGGCUAGCCCAAAACGCGAGGACACGCGAGGAUAUAGCCUGCUUGCUGAGGUGACUGAGAAAUUUGCUUUUUCCCUGUUGACUGGGAUAAUGUGUGGAUCACCAGGAGAACGAGGUAAAAAUAUCUUUGACAGCUGCCCGUACAUUGCAAUAAUGGCUCACAACUGGUUUCCUCAGCAAAUCAAUGGACACAGGUUUGAUGGAAGAGAUGGGGAUUCUAUUCAAGUGCCUGAACAUUUACUAGAGGUUUCUGUUGUACUACCACCUCCUCGAGAAGAUAACUGUGAAUCUGUACAGUUCACAGAAUACAGCAGUCAGCAGUGGUUCCUUACUGGAGACAAAGAACUUGCCCUGAGAAACAAGGUUUUUUCUAUGAGUUUAAAGGGUCAGAGUUCACACCCCUUGAAAGAUAACAAUGAAGUAAUUUAUCGGAUUUAUGCUACAGGAAGUCGGAUUGUUCCACAGAAGUCUCUAUGUCUCCUCUGGAAUCAGGCUGCUGAAAGCUGGCUGUCUGAUAACGGGUUCUGCAAAGUGGUUGAUGACACGUCAGACUACGUAGAAUGCUCUUGUUCUCAUAUGUCCAUUUAUGCAGUUUAUGCCCAAACAGAUAACUUGUCUUCAUACAAUGAGGCUUUCUUCUCUUCUGGAUUCAUCUGCAUUUCAGGUUUCACUUUGGCUAUUAUCUCCCACCUUUUCUGCACCAGGUGUGCUAUGUUUGCAGCUAAACUUCUCACUCACAUGAUGGUUGCUUGUUUGGGUACUCAG
Molecule: messenger RNA, 6224 nt
Organism: Pterocles gutturalis (yellow-throated sandgrouse)
Lineage: Eukaryota; Metazoa; Chordata; Aves; Pterocliformes; Pteroclidae
Product: G-protein coupled receptor 98-like
Exons: 29
Biological process (GO): cell communication; negative regulation of adenylate cyclase activity
Cellular component (GO): membrane
Molecular function (GO): G protein-coupled receptor activity
Source: RefSeq, a predicted model, not a curated record